CGAAUAAACAAAAUGGGCUGUCACAUCCUCACCCAGUCCAUUUCCAAUUCAGAGUGCCCUGUGGCCUGACCAGACCGACCACGCAAAGGCUUCGUUGCGUUGCCUUCGCCAAUCGCCACAACUUAGGGUUGUCAAACUCAAUUCCUUCUUUCACUUUCCCAAUUCCAAUCUCUCUGCUUCUGCUUCUGCUCCUGCUCCUGCUUCUGCUCCUGCUUAUGGACAUACCCCAAGAUCAGCCUCCUCUCGAUUUGCAGAAACUCCCUCAAGAUGGGGACGCGGUUUCCGGGAAUUCGGUGGUGCCGGCUCCCCACCCCAUGGACGUCGAUCAUUGCCACGAUGCCGCUGCUUCUUCACCCGCCGCCAAGGUGAAUGGAAAAUUCAACGAUAAGGUUGCGGAGAAGAGUUUGGGGAUUCGGAAGCGAGGUCGCCCGCCUCGGGGUCAUGUCAAGACGCUGCCGCCGCCGCCCAGGCAGAAGAAGGAUGAGGAGGAUGUGUGUUUUAUAUGCUUCGAUGGUGGGAGCCUCGUGCUCUGUGAUCGCCGAGGUUGUCCGAAGGCGUAUCAUCCGUCAUGCAUCAAGCGGGAUGAAUCAUUCUUUCGAUCCAAAGCUAAAUGGAACUGUGGAUGGCAUAUAUGCAGUAAUUGUCAGAAGGCUUCCUAUUAUAUGUGCUAUACGUGCCCGUUUUCUCUGUGUAAAGGAUGCACUAAAGGUGCUGAUUACCAGUGUGUUAGGGGAAGCAAGGGAUUCUGUGGUUCAUGUAUGAAAAUAAUAAUGCUUAUCGAGAAGAGCACACCUGACGGAGAAGUGGUCCAAGUGGAUUUUGACGACAAAACUAGCUGGGAAUAUCUUUUUAAAGUGUAUUGGAUUUAUUUAAAGGAAAAACUCUCUUUAACUGUAGAUGAGUUGAUUCGAGCUAAGAAUCCAUGGAAAGGGAGCACUAUCAUGGCUCAUGAGGUGAGUGAGCUUCAUGAUGGUAGUAUUGAUAAAGAUCAUGGUUCUCAUAAUUCAUUUAGAAGCUUAAAAUCGCAGAGGAAAAGGCCUACCAGGCAGCAGAGUUCUCGGAAUAAAUUCAGUUCCACAAUGGACAGACCAUGUGGUAAUGAGGGGACACAAUUUUCCGGAAGCACAAAAUGGGCAACUAAGGAGCUCCUGGACUUUGUUGCACAUAUGAGAAAUGGUGACACGACCAGGAUUUCACCAUUUGAUGUCCAAGCUUUAUUGCUGGAGUAUGUGAAGAGAAACAAUCUUCGCGAUCCUCUACAGCAAUGCCAAAUUAUUUGUGACUUGAGACUUAUCAAUCUAUUUGGGAAAUCCUGUAUAGGUCACUUUGAGAUGCUAAAUCUUCUUGAAUCUCACAUUCAUGCAAAAGAAACUGCAGCUGAUAAUGUAACUAGCACAGGAGCUGAUGUAGUGAUCAAUCCAGUUGAAAGCAAAGAGAAGUAUGAUAGCGAACUAGUGGAUGCUUGUGAAAGAAAGCGUAAAAUACGCGAGAAAGAUGAUGAGAGCAGGCAACAGUUAAAUGCAGAUGAAUAUGCAGCAAUUGAUGUUCAGAACAUAAACUUGAUUUACUUGCGGCGUGAUUUGAUAGUGAGCCUAAUUGAUGAUGACAAAAAACUUAAUGAAAUGGUUGUAGGCUCAAUUGUGCGAAUACAGAUUCCAAAUAAUGAUGAAAAGCAUGAUUUUCAUAGGCUUGUCCAAGUUGUAGGCAUAAGCAAGAUCUCUACACCAUAUACAAUUGAUGAGAAAACAACUGAUGUGAUGCUAGAUAUACUGAACUUGGACAAGAGAGAGACCGUGUCCAUUGAUGGGAUUUCUAACCAAGAAUUUUCUGAGGAAGAAUGUAGGCGUCUACGCCGGAGCAUAAAGUGUGGGCUUGUCAAGCGUUUCAGCGUUGGUGAAAUUCUGGAAAAAGGAAGGGAACUUCAUGCAUUGAAGAUUAAUGAUCUGCUUGAAAAAGAGAUCUCUCAACUUAGUCACCUUCACAAUCAAGCAAGUGAGAAGGCCAACAUGGAUGAAAUAAGAGAUCAUGCAGAGAGAUUACAUCGUCUCAAGUCACCUGAAGAACGACAGCGUAGGCUUCUCGAAAUUCUUGAAGUACGUUCUGAUCCAACUAUGGAUCCAAGCUAUGAGUCUGAAGAAGACAAGGAUGAAUCAAACAAGAAAAGACAAGGAAGUCUCAAGAGAUCUAGAAAUUGUGACACUGAUGAAAAAGAGGGGGAGCUUACUUCACCAAGAAAGGGAACCAAUUCAAAUAUUAGUGGAAGUGCUAUGCAACAAAAUUCGAGUAGUACUUCAGAGCAAAGUAGAAAUAUUUGCUUACCAGCUUACGUAAAUAAAGAAGGUGCCUGCUUGCCCAGUGACAGGACUUCUGAAACAUCGUGGGCAGGAAGAGGUCUUGUGCCAAAUAAUUGGAAUGUACCCAGCGAGGUUAAAACUGCCACUCCCGUGACCUCUGAUGGUAAUUAUCAAGUAGUCUUACCUGAAGCCUCAAUUCCACCACUUUCUAUUGGGAUAGGAAGUUCUUCAAAUGAUGCGGAAGUGGAAAGGAUAUGGCAAUACCAGGAUCCUGCUGGAAAAGUUCUGGGUCCAUUUUCUUUGACGCAUUUACGUAAUUGGAAAAAUAGCGGACACUUCACUUCUGAUCUCAGAGUAUGGAGGAUAACUGAAUCACAAAAUGAUUCCAUACCAAUAACCAGCGCAUUGAAUGGAUGUCACAACAAAACAUCUUCAUUAUGGCACAACAGUCAUCUACUGAGUCUAGGGCGAGGAAAUGAACUUUCUUUGGGUGGUUCCGAUCAUCAUAGUGAUCAAAGGAUUGGAGGUACAAAUUCUGUUCGUUUUGCCAUGGGUGUUAUCAGGAAUAGCAACUCCGAGCAGAAAGAUCAUGUUGCAAUUUGUGAUGCUGAAAAUGAGCCCAUGAUGAGCACCGGUUCAAGUUCACCUUCUAAAGAUUUGUGUGCACCUGCAGAUACCGUCAACUCUAAUCAGUCUCCAAGCGGGAACCUUGAGCUAGCUGACGACUCAUUGAAGAACAACAGUUCGUGGUCCUACCCAUCCCUAAUGAAUUUACUUUCAUCAGCUACAUUAUCUUUACAGCCACCCGUGACAGAAGUCCACCGGUCCAAGGAAAACCACAGCCCCAGUAAUGAGGAUCAGAACUCGCAGAAUAUUACUUUGGGAGGAAUUCACAGUCAACCUGGUCGCAAGAAACAGUCUAGUAGUGAGGAUUGUUCUAGUCAAUCUUCCGGACAAAACUGGAUCACUCCACCUGCACAUGCUUCCUCUCGUGAAUGGACCUCCAAUUGUAGUGGUCUAUCUCUGAUGGGUUCAGUCAAGCCAUCAGAGAAAGACCGAGAAAUUUUACCUGAUAUUCCUCAUUCCGCUCUGAAACCAAUAAGUGGAAGCGUUGAAAUUAAACAUUCUGCAUCUUCAAGUGUUCUUGUUCAGGAUUCUGGCCCUAGCUGGAGUAGCGCAUCGAGUUUGGUGGGUGGUCGACAACUUCCUAGCCAUCUAGCGGGUGCAUGGGGUGGGUAUUCGCCUGCACCCGGUAGACCUUUUAUUGAGGACUUGAACUCCAGUCUCAUAACUGCAUCUGGUCUGAAAACAUCUGAAGUAAUUGAUGAUCAUGAUACAACCCCAAGUGCAAUAAACUGGCAGGCAAUUGUUGAUGAACCUGAACCCAAUGACUUCAAUUCCUUGGUUGAUGAAUCUGUCUCAGAUUUGUUAGCGGAAGUCGAAGCAAUGGAGUGCUUGAGUGGUUUGGCUUCCACGGCUUCGAUGGUGAAUUGUAGUGAGGAAUUAACACGGGAUUCUAGAAGUGAUUGCUUUUUCUCCGUUGAGGCUUUCAAUCCGGUACCUGAGAUGGGGAAGGUGAAUGCAUUAAGCUCCACUGCAGCCAAUUUGCAGUUUCCAUGUCACAUUAGAGUGAAAGAUGAGCAAUCUUGAACUGCAGAAAACGCUCGACAGUUCUUCAACCAAUAUUCAAGUGGAGGGUCGAAAAACCUUGUAAAAUAUCACCAAACCAAUUCAAAACUCUUUCUGACAAAUACAACCUACGGCAAUUUCCCAGAACUUUGGCUAAUGCAGGAAUACUGUGGAAAAUAAGAUCCGAAGCAAAGCAUAACACUGCAAAAUGGCUUUAGAAAGGAUCACAGGUAAACGAAAGCUCGAUGGAAAUUUCUGCAACCGAUCCUGGAAUGGCCAAAUGAGCAAUUGUUUUAACACAUAAAUGAAGAUUCAGUGUAGAGUGUAGAUCUCCCUGUGGGACAGACAACCGGUGUUGAAAGGCGGAAAUAGAUGGUCUUCUUACCGUCCGCCACCCAAAGGGCAGCGGAGUCUGUAAAUAUAAUUAUGGAGGAAAUGGUAAUAUGCAAUAGAGGAGGUCCAUGCAUUUUUUGCAUCUGUAGUUGAUACUAGUCCAUUGCAAAUACAGUGCACAUUUGGUUUUACAUUCAUUCUUCGUCGUUAACAUUGUUGUAAUUUUAACCUAAAACCUGCAAAUUAGAAGUCCUGUGGAAUAACAUGCAUAUCAAUAAUACCUGAUUGUUUUAGAGACUUGCA
Momordica charantia (bitter melon) is the source of this 4559-nucleotide messenger RNA. The record is from RefSeq and is a predicted model, not a curated record. NCBI's taxonomy places the organism in Eukaryota, Viridiplantae, Streptophyta, Magnoliopsida, Cucurbitales, Cucurbitaceae.